GUCUGCAGUCUCCCAGCUCCUCAGCCAUGUUGCGUCUAACGGUUCUCAGCCUCCUGGCCUGCGCUGUUUCUCUCAGCAGCUCUGCGGUUAUUCUAGAUAAUGGCAUGCCCAUCUCAUGGGCACAAACAGCCAGCCAACUGACCGAAUUGCCGAUACAGAAUGAAGUCGUGAUGCCAAAUCCCUGGAACUUUCUUCACCGCAUGAGUCUUUACAGAUUGUUGAUCGCUGCUACAGACCCAUUAAUUUUAUACAUGGGAACAGGUGCUAAUGAAAGUCCAUUUUGGGGACUGCCGCUGCAGCUUGCUUGGAUGCGGACCUCAGGGCGUCUGGCUGACCCCACUGGUACUACAACAUGUGGUAUGGAGACAGGAGAUAUGUGUAUAUCUACUGAGAGUUGGUGGGGCUGUGAGAACUACUUUGUUUCUGCCCUGCCCUUCCUUUCGGCUGCGCACAACAGAUUCCUGGGAGAAGGAGUGAAGGUCCAGAUGCAGGUGCCUGAGGGUGUUACAGACUAUUGCACCACACAUGCCGACUGUUCAACUCGCUACCCUGAUGCCAUGACUAAGUGGGAUGCCUUUUUCCAGGGUCUCAUCACAACGGGUGCUUCUGCUCUAGCUGAUAAUGAGAAGAAAGACGCUAUCCUUCAUCUCUACUGGGAGGCCCAAUUAGCUUCAACUUAUCUAUCUGCUGCAUGCGAAGCCAAGGCGAGCCACUACUCUGCACCAGAGAUGGCAUUUGCAAAAAGCUGGCUGAACUCAGGGGAGUUCGUUGCUGCUGCACAUUUCCAAUCCAAUAUGGAAAAGGCUUCAAAGUUUAUUACCCCUCUACCAGGUCGAAUCUUAAAGGAGGGUGAUGUUGCCCCUAACAUUGAAGGUCUGAGUGAGGCGGAGAACAACGUACUGAAUACAUUCUCCUGGAUGGAUACCCUCGACAAAGCAGUUGAUGGGUCAUUGGUGUCUUAUUGGAAAAGAGCUAUGUGCUCUUUGAGGACAAGAGAGCAAGGCAGUCGGCUGUUGGAGGAGCUCCUGUCAACCAAAGCCUACUCCUCCAUCACUUUCAUGGGCGUCCUCACUACAAUGGCUACUGGCUGUUGAGCAAGACAAACAAAUAAACAGAAACUUUAAGUAUAGAAUAAACAAAGCUGAAUGAGAAAUGCAAACAAUACUAAGAUAUGAAAAUCAUAAUUCUGUAUUUUAAAAUUGUCUUCUUCUAAUUGCAAGUUUUUUAAAACUGCACUUUUAUUUUAAUAAAAGAUUUUUAAACUUCA
This is a messenger RNA of Labrus mixtus (cuckoo wrasse), 1267 nucleotides long. Its product is annotated as protein LEG1 homolog. Bases 27 to 1094 code for a protein of 355 amino acids. The transcript has 9 exons. The record is from RefSeq and is a predicted model, not a curated record. Lineage: Eukaryota; Metazoa; Chordata; Actinopteri; Labriformes; Labridae.